This is a messenger RNA of Salvia splendens (bonfire salvia), 3104 nucleotides long. RefSeq names its product putative late blight resistance protein homolog R1B-14. Lineage: Eukaryota; Viridiplantae; Streptophyta; Magnoliopsida; Lamiales; Lamiaceae. Gene Ontology annotation, molecular function: ADP binding. Gene Ontology annotation, biological process: defense response to other organism. Bases 59 to 2755 code for a protein of 898 amino acids. The transcript has 2 exons. The record is from RefSeq and is a predicted model, not a curated record.
UUAAAACAUUCAUUCAUUCAUAGCAUUCUGCAAAUCAGAUCUCUCUCUGACGUGCGGGAUGGCAUAUGCUGCUCUUGAUUCACUCGCGGAAGAUCUAGACAUGAUCCUGGAUCAUCAAUCGUGUCUACGUUGUCUAAUUCUUUCCGAACGUAGUCUUGAACCUUGCAUUCUGUUUCAGAAGAAGCAACACAUUGAAAGGCUGCAUGAAAACAUUGUUUUCUUUUUAUAUUUUCUUGGGGAUUUCGCAAGAGAAGGUCACAUACUCAAAGCACGCAUCACAAAUGCAGCAAAUCAAGCAAAGAAUCUCUUUCACAACCUCAAUUCCUCCGAGCCUGGCCAGCUGCUGUGGACUGCAGCAGAUCGCAACAGGGAAACGUUUUGCCACGAAUUGGAAAAGUCAAUUGCAGAAACAGAUCUCAUCCGGCAAGAAGCGAUGCACAUCAAAAGUAGCAGGAAAGUUCAUACGCCAUCAACAGAGACGGGCGAUGGCGUGGUUGGGCUCAAAGAAGUCCUAUUGGAGAUAAAGAGUCGGCUAUGUCAAGGAUCAAAAGAGCUCAGAAUCAUCCCCAUUGUUGGGAUGGGAGGCAUUGGGAAGACCACUCUUGCGAGGUAUGCCUAUGACGACCCUUUAAGUGUUCAACACUUUGACAUUCGUGCUUGGCUCACAAUAUCCCAAAGUUAUAACAUAGAGACAAUUCUUCGCACUGCUUUGCGUUCCAUCAAGGAUGUGUUCGACAGUUGUGUUUCGUUUUGGGGUGAGGACGAUGAGUUAUUGAAAGACAAUGUAUAUAGAUACUUAAAAGGGAGGAGAUAUCUAAUCGUGAUGGAUGAUUUGUGGGAUACAAAUGUGUGGGAUGAGUUACGAAGGAUGUUUCCAGAUGAUCUUAAUGGGAGUAGAAUUAUUGUAACUACAAGGGAGUCAAAGGUUGCUUCUUACGCCGACUCUCUUGGCCAUCCUCACCAGAUGCAUUUGAUGAGUGUUGACCAAAGCUGGAUGUUACUUAAAGAGAGAGUGUUUGGAUGUGAAAGUUGCCCUCUCGAACUGGAGGAAAUUGGAGAGGUCAUAGCAGAAAAAUGUAGAGGGCUUCCACUUGCAGUUGUGGUAAUAGCUGGGGUUCUCUCUAAUAAUGGCAAUCAGAGGAAAGACUACUGGGAAAACAUUGCUAGGAAUGUAUCCAAAGUUGUUUACACAAAUGAUGAACAAUUCAAUGAGAUAUUGACUUUGAGUUAUGGGUUCUUGCCUAGUCCUCUAAGGCUUUGUUUUCUGUAUAUGGGGUGUUUCCCAGAAGAUUAUGAGAUCAAUGUGUCAAAACUCAUCAAAUUAUGGUUAGCAGAGGGUUUUCUUGCAUCAAAUGAAUCUCAAGACAUGGAAGAGUUGGGAUACGAGUAUUUGGAAGAAUUGGUUACAAGAAGUCUUGUCUUGAUCAAUAAAAUAGGAACCGAUGGCAGGAUUAGGACAGUGAAGAUCCAUGAUCUCUUGAGAGACCUCUGUUUGCGAAAAUGUGAGGACGAGAACUUUGCUUGCACCAUAAAUGAGUUUUCGGGCAGCUUUCCUCAAGGUAUUCAGAAUUCAAAUCGCCUUAGUGUAUUUUGUAACAUCUCUGGUAACAUUCCAAGCAUGGAAACCUCAACUAUGCAUACCAUCAUUCUUUUCAAGCACUGGGCUUUUGAUUCCUGGAAAAGUUUUAGACUUCUAUGCAUAUUUGAUGGAUUAAGUGUACCUAUAUGCCAAACAUCUAGCUCUGAUAUAUACAUUGGUGAGCUAAUUCACUUGAGAUACCUUGCUUUGACAUGUGAGUCUGUUAGACAGACGAUCAUACUCGUAUCUAACUCCUUAUACCAUCUUCAGAAUCUCCAGACCUUAAUCAUCAAAAUCAGAGCAUUUACCCGAGAUGUGGUUUCCAAAUUUGGUUAUGUGAUGGAAUCUUUUUAUAGUGACAUGUCUGAACAUCAGGAGUAUAUGGAAUUUGAAUUUUGGAGAAUGCCAAACUUGAGGCACCUCAUCUUGUUGGAUGGAUUCCUGCCUGAUCCCUCCACAAAGAGUUUCAAACAGAUUUAUAUGGAAAAUCUGCAAACACUCUGUCUCAUUAGAGAUUUUAAGUGCUCUGAGAGAUUUUUGGAAAUGCUACCAAACUUAAAGAAGUUGGGAGUUAUUUACUCAUACAAGAGCACAUAUGAAACAGGAUGGUCACAGUAUUGCUUGCUGAAUCUUGUUCGUCUAAAUAGGCUGGAAAAGUUAAACGUGUAUGCAGAGCCCUAUCCGACCGGGAAGGGUUAUGAUCUGUCUCGGAACAUUGCCUUCCCAUUGGCAUUGAAAAAGUUGAGCUUAAGUGGGUGCAGAUUUCCGUGGGAGGAUAUGGGAAUGAUUGGAUUGCUGCCUAAUCUUCAAGUGCUCAAACUGAAACGGCACGCCUGUGAUGGGCCCGAGUGGGAAACAAGUGACGGGGAAUUCUGUGAACUGAAAGUACUGCUAAUUGAUAGCACGGAUCUCGUUCAAUGGACGACAGAGAGUUGUCAUUUCCCCAAGCUUGAGCAGCUAACUCUGUUUGAAUGCAAUAACUUGAGGGAUAUCCCGUGUGAGAUUGGAGAGAUAGCAACGCUUCAGCUGAUCGAAGUUGACAUCAGGAACUCGUCUGUGGUGGAAUCUGCAGUACUUAUUAAAGAAGAGCAGGAAAGCUGUGGUAAUGAACUACAGGUCGGUUUACUCAGGUCACGCAGAUGGGAGAAAUACACUUCAUGGUACUAUAAUGAUUGAUUGCAUUGCUUUUAUGAUCCUUGUGUGCUUCAGUAUGUUGUGUAGGAGUAAUAAUUAUGAUAUGCUAGUUAGUAGUUGGUAUUGUAAUUUGUAAAUGUCCUAUUUUCCAAGUGAUUGAUUGAUACACAUGGAGGGCCACAGACUCCACUGCAGUCCAGCACCCCAGCUCAGCCUAUUACAGGUCCCAUUAGGCCUGACAUAACCACAAGCCCACAGCCUCUAUCCACUCCGAGCAGCUCACGACUCCUUAUGCCGGUUUUGUUUGUCGGUUCUUUCCCGAGUUGAAUUAAGAGUCGAACCGCAUAGUGUUUAAAUUUUCUAUAUAUAGGAGAUUUGUUUAGUUUCAAAA